Molecule: messenger RNA, 447 nt
Organism: Gastrolobium bilobum
Lineage: Eukaryota; Viridiplantae; Streptophyta; Magnoliopsida; Fabales; Fabaceae
Product: putative glycine-rich cell wall structural protein 1
Exons: 3
Coding region: 1-447 (148 amino acids)
Source: RefSeq, a predicted model, not a curated record
AUGGCUUGGGAGGAAGGCUGGAGAAAUUUAAUUGUUGAAUCUGAUUCAACAUCUGCAAUCACCAUUCUUUCUAGAAGAGGUGUUGCAGCCCGUGAGUCCCACUUGAACCCAUGGUUCAACAAUGGCGGCGGUAGUGGUAAUAGUGGCGAUGGUGGUGGUGGUGACGACAGUGACUGUGGCGAUGGUGGAGGUAAUGCUGGCGAUGAUAGCGACGACAUGGGUUGCAACAAUGGUGUUGGUAAUGGUGUCGGUGGCAGUAGUGGUGGCGAUGGUGGUGGUGGUGACGACAGUGGCUACGAUAAUGAUAGUGGUAAUAGCGGCAAUGGUGGUGGGCGCGGCGACGGUAAUAGUGGUGGCGAUUGUGAUGGUAGUGAUGGUGAUAACAUGGUGGAGGUGGUGAUAGCAGUGGUUGCAGCGAUGGUGGUGGUGGUUGAACACAGAAAUUGA